UAUAAAGGCGGCCACGCGUUAAGGCUGCGGGCCGGAGAGUACGUGUCUCGGGGGGAGGAGAAGGUGGCGGCGGGGCCGGUGCGGGAGCAGCCGAGCGCCGCGGGGAGGGGUGUCAGCACCAGCGCGCGUGGGGGAUUUUAAUCCGAUUCCGGCCGGCCCGGAUUUUAUUGGGAGCGGGUUUUAAAGCGCCUGUCGUGUCUCGCCUCUGCGGACGGGGCAGCAUGUCCGAAGCGGAGCAGCAGUUGGCGGCCGCCGCCGGCGCCACCCAGAACGGGCACGAAGCGGCCGAGAGCGCCGGAGAGCAGCAGGCCGAAACCGGCGGGGCCCCGGCGGCGGCGGGCGCAGCGGCGGCGGCGGCAGCAGCGACGGCGGGAACGGCGGCGGCGGCGGGAGCCGGACCGGCGGCGGGAACAGCGGCGGCGGCCGCCAGCCAGAACGGGGCCGAAGGCGACCAGAUCAACGCCAGCAAGAACGAGGAGGACGCGGGGAAAAUGUUCGUUGGCGGCCUCAGUUGGGAUACAAGCAAAAAAGACUUGAAAGAUUACUUCACCAAAUUUGGUGAGGUAACCGACUGUACGAUAAAGAUGGACCCUAACACAGGAAGAUCCAGAGGCUUUGGAUUUAUUCUCUUCAAAGAACCUGGGAGUGUUGAAAAGGUUCUGGAACAGAAAGAACACAGGCUAGACGGACGAUUAAUUGACCCCAAGAAGGCCAUGGCAAUGAAAAAGGAUCCAGUGAAGAAAAUAUUCGUUGGUGGACUUAACCCAGAAGCCACAGAAGAGAAAAUCAGGGAAUACUUUGGAGAGUUUGGAGAGAUUGAAGCAAUUGAACUUCCCAUGGAUCCAAAGACCAACAAGAGGAGGGGCUUUGUGUUCAUCACUUUCAAGGAAGAAGAUCCAGUGAAGAAGAUCUUGGAGAAGAAAUUCCAUAACGUCAGUGGAAGCAAGUGUGAGAUUAAGGUAGCACAGCCAAAAGAAGUAUACCAGCAGCAACAGUUCAGUAGUGGUGGAGGAAGAGGUAGCUAUGGAGGAAGAGGCAGAGGUGGAAGAGGCGGUGCUCAAAGUCAAAAUUGGAAUCAAGGUUAUGGCAAUUACUGGAACCAGGGUUAUGGGAAUCAAGGAUACGGCUAUCAGCAAGGUUAUGGUGGCUAUGGAGGCUAUGAUUAUUCAGGAUAUGGGUAUUAUGGAUAUGGACCAGGCUAUGAUUACAGUCAAGGCAGUGCAAAUUAUGGGAAGACACCAAGACGUGGUGGCCAUCAGAAUAACUACAAGCCAUAUUGAUCAAACUUAUUCAGGCCUGGCAGUGGUCACAGUUGAUGCCUACAAGCACUGGAUAUUCCACAAGUUGAAGACGGAAUACUGACUUGUUUACCUGAAGAUAAUAGGACUUCGGGGUAUUUCCUCAGAGAAAAUAUAAAUUUUAAUAUAAUUUCAUAAGCUUUGGAGGUUAGCUUGUCUUGUAGCUUCAGUGAUAUCAAACUUCUUCAAGUAGGAGCUAGAUAGAAAGCUGUUUAGUUUUUGCCAGCAUAUGUAAAACAAGACUUUUCUAUCUGCAUUGUAGAUUGUUUGUGGACACUUCCAGAUUCUCGUGCUUUUCUGCAGUCAUUCUGGGGACUGACCUCUCAUUGAUAUCAAUAGAAGUUCCUUGAACAGGACGAGUGCAGGAUAUUGAGCGUAGAGGCCCACGGUGUGGUUUGGAGUAGUGUAUUGCUUUAGUUUGGAGAUGACUGGGGGAGAUGGGAAGAUCAACUGUAUAUUAAGGGAACAAUUACAGAUCUUCUUCCCAGUGACAUCAAUGAGAGAUUUGCCUUCAACCUUCCACAGAAGAAGAAUUUAGCUUUAAUUUGGGACAGCAAAGGGGUUUUUCAAAAGCACUAAAGCCAGCGGGAGCUUGUUUUCCAACUGCUCCUUAUGCCUUUAAAAACCCCCACACACCAAAAGCGAUAGCUAACAUCAUGAAAUGGAAGUAAAUAAAAUGCAUUUUCAUUGCUGUUUGAGUUACAUAAUUCUUGUUUCUUGAUUUGUUAGUUGAUCUGCACAGAUUUAAUCUAUAUGGUGACCAAGAAUAUGGUCAAAAACUAUCAAUAACUGGUAAAGAUGUAAAGUAUAGCCACAAAGCAAGCAAUGUGUAGGUACAGAACCUAAGCAGCUAACAAAGACAGGUAGCAAAAGUUCACUGCCUACAGCCCUAAGUCUUUUAUGUCCACAUCUACCAAGUUAGAUGUCCAUUUCAGCAUUUAUCAGCAAAUAGCAAACACUCCCCGCUGACUCACAGGAUAAGUUCAAGGACAACUAGGACACAGUCACUGAUAAGCAUUCAUAAACAUCAGUCAGACUUCACCCCGUCUCCUUGGAGCACUGAGCAUGUUGCUACUGUUCUUCAGAAUACCAGAGCGAGAACUAACUUAGCACUAGGUCAGUUUGUACGGGACGCAUUGCCCUCGGAUCGCAUCCCUCCCUCAAAUCCUCUGCCGCCAGCUGCCCUCAGAGGUGGAGUGGAACAAGCAUCUAACAGAGGGUUCAGAUCUACUCCGUAUACAAAAAAUGACUCCCUUUCCCCUUCUGUAUUCUUUAAGGCCACAAAGAGCUCUUUCACGUUGCCUGGUUCGAUAUCAUGGACGGGCUCUUAAUUCCACCUCAGACUCCUACACUGAGCCUAGCAACUUGUAUUUGGCUGAAGUAUUUCCUCCAGAAAUGAUCUGUCAAAUCAAAAUGCCAUUAAAAUGAAUGGGGAUCCAAUCACUGGUCUGGUUAUCAUUAAUCAGCCUCACUAUUAAAAAUCCAUGGCUUAUUUCAUUUUUGUGUAGCUUCAGCUUCCAGCCAAUGGAUGGAUCUUUGUACAUAUUUCUCUGUUCAAUUUAAGAACUUGUUAUAUAAAAUAUCUCCUCCCUGCAAAGGAAUCCGACUGCCUCCUGAUCUUCAAUUUAAGCUGAACAGACUCCCUUUAAAGAUUUUUCUUCCUCCUUGAAAUAUUUUCUAUGGCUCUUUCUGCACAGUCUGUAAUUUUUUCAACAUCUUUAAAAAUGUUAACAGUGGAAUAGUUUGCAAAUUUUUUAUUGGUCUCACUAAUGCCAUAUGCAGAGAUAGAAAUCAUAACCCUUUAAUUCAUUACUCUGCUCUGCAUGGGAUGUGCCCGAGAUCAGAUAAUUUAAAGAAAGAGACCAAAAAGAGGGAGAGAAAGAGGCGGACAAGAGGAGUGUGCAGACAGUUACAGAGCUUACAAUUAAACCACGUAAACCAAGAAAAUCAAAUACAAAUGAACCCUACAAACCAGGAGAAUUAAAUACUCCAAACUCCCAAGUUUUGAGAACCUCAAUAGCAAGCAACAUUAUUUGCUCUGUUGCCUAAGAAAAGGCUUCAGCAGAGCCCUCCCUAUCCUGUGGCGCUCUUCAGUGAAAGUACAGCUAGGUUUUUAUGUUUUGAAAUAUUGCAGUCAAGGUUUUCUAAGGAAUUUGAGUUUUGCGGUAACAGCAUUUGCAAAUCUUCAGCCAAAGAACCCAUAAGGGGACCCAGAGGCAUUUCCUCUUGAGAUAACAGUUUCUGUUGAUGGUAGCUGAAAUAUCCACAGGUAGUCAAGAUUGUUACUUUUAACCAAAGGAUUGCUAUUUCCAUCACAGCAGCAGCAGGCAGCAAUGAAUGGAGCUUGGCUUUGUUUCCUCUGCAAGUUGAAAGUCCUUCUUUUCUUUGGCCAGAUGGUAUAGAGCAGCUUCUUUCAUUUCUAGGGCUGCAUCCUUUUUUUCUUUUUUGUUUUCAGCCAGUUUUUUUCAUCCUUUUAAUGUACACGUGCAAGGCAAAUACAUAGCUGAGAGCCUAAUUAGGAUAGAGAUCGUCCCUCCUUCAUGCUGUAAGGCACACCAGGCACCACACUGUCUCAGGCCUGUUAGUUCACACAGCAGCAUCAGCAGUGAAUACUCUUCAUUCCCAGCUACUGUUUUUGGUACCUUGAUCAAAUCCUGAUGUUAUCAUGCAUAUCUUACGGGUUUGGGAGCUUUACAAUAUUUUCAAAGUCCAUAAAUGACAGAAUCCAGUAUAAAAAAGGUCAAUAUAUUACUGUUGAAGGGGUUUUUGUUCCUUUUUUAUACAAAAAUUAGAAAGAUCAAAAUAUAUCACAUUAUUUACACACUGUGCUUCAUGCUUAGAGAUCACUGCAAGAGAACACAUAGAUUAAAAAAUUUUAGUCAGAGAGCUGCUCCAUUACAUUUACUAAUUUUCUUGUUAAUAUUGUAAGGAUUGAUACUUUUUUUUUCGUUAACGUUAAAAGUACAUCCAAACGGCUUUCCACAGAAUUAAAACCUUUUAUAUGCUAAGGGCGUGCUUACAUUCUAACUGAGGGUUUGCAACCAGUUAGUAACAUGCUUGCUAUUAACUUGAAUUAUGUCCACAUACCAUAUGUUUGAAACCAGGUUAGUAAUUCUGGUCUGCUCCAGUGGCAUAGCCUUGUUGGAGAACGAGAUUACAGCACCCUCUUAAAAGUCGGGAUCAAAAGCUCAUCUUGGGGGUGAGCUGUCUAAUCGCUCUCGCGGGAGCGGUCUUUUUGCACUGGACAGCCCUGCACUUAGACCCUGGCCGUGCCAGGGCCGUAGGGCGAGACGUUUCCAGGUAGCUGGCCAGGCGUACCCAGAUUUGCUGAUUGAAACGUAGUGUAGCGGUUGCAGAGGCAUAAUUACUGUGGCAGGAAAGUCUGUGUGGAAAUGAGUGUUUUGUAACUCUGUGACAAAAAAGGGUGAUGGACUAUAAAAUUCUCAGCUAAAAGCUACAGUGUGAACUGCAGUUGUACAAGCCCAACUUGCAGAACUGUGUAGUCUUUGCAUGACUGGUUCCUAAAACACCCGGGCCAAAGUAAAGGCCCAGUCUGCGCUAGCCUGAAAAAGAGGUUGUUACUGACAGUAUUAAUGAGAAUGAUUUUUCAUGGUUAGCAAGUUUUGGGGGUGUUUUUUCCACUUCUUGGGCAGAAACUAGUCUACAGUUGUGGGGAACAAGAUACCAAAUUAGAUAGACUCCUGUUCUCGCAAGGCAUGACACCUUCUCUGUAAGGUACCAUCUAUCGCUUAAAGGAAACGGAGCAGGGCAAACAGGCACCGUGCAGCCAAAGUCGCUCUGCCUACUCAAGGCUAUAUAGUUAUUACGACUGUACCUUAUGCCAACAUCCUGCUACUGGCAGUCCAUCUGGUCCCUGCAAAAGUGAAUUUACAGAUUUAAUUUCUGUUGGCAGUGGCUUAAAUGUCACACCCAAAAACCUGAAGUUCACUCCUCACAAUGAUGAAAGAUUUAGCAGCACAGUUCAAAAUAAUUACCAUGCAAAACCCAUGUACUUUAUCUACACAGAACAAAAGUAAGCAGGCAAUGUAAUCUGUGUGUCAAGCAUAAUGCAAAAUUGAAUACAGCCCAGGGUGAGAAAAAUAACCACACUUUUUCUUUCUUUCAACAAAAAAGAAAAUGUAAACAAAUACAAAAAUUUGGAACCACAGUUAAUUUCAUAAUCUGCUGUAAAACACAGUGCUAUUUGCAAUCAGACAUAUACAUGGAAAACAUGAUGUGGCAAUGUACCUUUUGUUAAUAUGUGCAUUUCGGAUUGCGGGGGGAUUAAAAGAAAUUUUUUUUAAAUGAUAUCCUGGUUGUGUUAAAUUUGAUUCUGCAGUGCUUAAUUUCUUUGAGAAAUCUUUAGUUGCUGAAAUGAUUGGAAUAGGAUGAGUUGUGGACUAUGCAAAGGGAGUAAGCGUGGAAAUACUUGUCUUUUUCUGAUGGAGAUACAAGAAAACAUACAGAAAUCAGAAAGCCAAAAGAUCUUACCUAGCAGGAGGAAAACAGUGAAACAGAAGGAAGCGCUUAGAAGAGGAACGGACUAUGUAUGACCAACUCUCUCAUUCGAGAUACUUCAGAAGAAACAGCUGACUUGCCUUUUCUGAUGUGGGAUUUUUUUAAGGCUCUUGGAUCUCUGCUUGCACGAAUUUCUGCACGUACAGAAGAGCUACCGAGAGCAUACGGGCACUGCCCCUUCCCUCAGAGCCAUCUCCAGAUUAACUAGGGCUUGGAAGUCGCACGGAUGCAUACACAGCGGAGAUAACUGCUAGUGCAAAUAUAGGUCAAAAAUGCAUUUUCUACAUUUUUUACUGUAAAUGUCAGUCAUCACAUUUUUUGUAUUCUGUAUUGAUUUUAUAUGUAAAAUAGCCUUUGCCCAAUAAAACAGAUGCAGUGAA
Dromaius novaehollandiae (emu) is the source of this 6196-nucleotide messenger RNA. It is a transcript of the gene HNRNPAB, whose product is annotated as heterogeneous nuclear ribonucleoprotein A/B. Lineage: Eukaryota; Metazoa; Chordata; Aves; Casuariiformes; Dromaiidae. Gene Ontology annotation, biological process: regulation of gene expression. The coding region runs from base 222 to 1280 and encodes 352 amino acids. The transcript is spliced from 9 exons. The record is from RefSeq and is a predicted model, not a curated record. Gene Ontology annotation, molecular function: RNA binding. Gene Ontology annotation, cellular component: nucleoplasm; chromatin.